AUGACGAAGCGCAAUGUGAUCGAGGACUCGGACGACGAGGAGAACGCGGAAGCCACCCCGCCACACCCAUCAGCAACCGGGCUCUCAGACAUUACGUUGAGCACACUCGUCAGCCUCGACGGCUCUCCUUCGCACAAGAUACAGGACCAAUCUGCUGACCCAAGUACAAGCUCUACCGAGCUAUUUAAUCGUGAAUCGCGCGCUGCACAUAGAAGCCUCAUCGAGCCUACUCCCAAAAGCACACUUCCUGCGACUAGGGCACAUGAUGUUUCUUCACAGCAGACCCCUACCUCACCUACGACGUCGCGGCUGAAGACUAAAAGAUCGAAGACGAGCGUGGAGAAGCCGAAAGCUAAAAGACCGUUGAAGACGUACGGGAGAAGUAGUCAAGAUAUGUUUGAGUUCUAUGGCGGCAGCGAUGGAGAGCUCGAUUUGACGCCACGGAUCGAUCUGGGGCACAACGCUGGAAGGCGCGACAGGCAUGGGAAUUCAAAGAUCGCCGAGACCGUGGGCAGUCAAUCUGCUCAAGAUGAGAAGGUUACGAGAAGGCCGAUCACUUCGUCUGGCGGAGAUACAGAAAUGCUUAGUACUGAGCCCAAGCCGUACCAGAGCACUGAGCCAAAGCCGUACCAGAGCUCAAUGACAGGCGAUGUUCAUGUCUCUCUGCAAAGCUCAAUGCCCCCUCCGCCGUCUAAGAUGACCUCGUUCGAGCAAACGCAGUGGUCGGAAACAAGCACGGUGCCUACGAUCUCUAACCCAACGCCUCAAAACCCCACUAUGAGCAAUUCACUCCCUCCUGCAGGAGCAACGUGCUUUGAGACUCAUUCAGACGACCAAAUGCCAACUCCUACAAGAUCUUUGCGCGGUGCCGUCGAUGAUGGACGUUCCCCAGGCUUUGUGCAGAGCGGCAACCUUCAUCCAAUGCGCUCAAAGGAAGAGAUGAAAGCUACCGAUCUACAACCUAGGGAGGAGCCAGCACCAAGCUCAAGUGCUUCUGACAUUUCACCUAGCAAAACGAUUACUGUUAAAAGAACAAGUCAUACAAAAAAUGUCUCACAAGAGUCGAGCUUGCAUUUUGAUGAUGCGCAUCUUCGGCCACAGCUCGAAUCUGACACGUCGACAAGGGUCAAUCCUGUUGUGCUAUUGUCAGCGCCUCCGGACACUGGCGAAGGUCACGAUGAGCUUUCACUCUCCAUACCUGAGCAGCCCAUCAAGAGCCCGACUAAAUCAGCGAAAGGAUCCAAAAGGAAGAGGACCAACGAAGAAGGCGCUGUCGACCAGCUUGGCUCCGACGACAAUGCAAUAGGCGUUCCGAAAGAGCAGUACAAGCCACGGCCCAGUAAGCGAAGGUCUGGAAAUGGGGAUGUGGAACUCGUCGUCCCAACCGAUUUUUCGAAGAAGCCAGAAGCGACUGGAAAAGUCAAGCAUAAGACUAAACGACAUAAGACUACUGCUUUUCAGGAACUGCUACCUCAGGCAGAAGAUGAGGACGAAGAAGUCAAAUUGACACCUGAUCCCAGGUUUGAGAUUCCUGAGAAGAGAACGUCAAAGAUCUCCACCGGAAGAGAUGAGGCAGACGUGGACAGGAAAGAUGAUGCAGAGGAGAUCAGAGCCGAAGCCCAACCAGAGCCGAAGCCAGCGGCUAAAGCAACAGGCCAAAAGAAACGAGGCAGACCCAAGAAAGUCGUGACGAAUCUCUCGGAAGAAGACAUCGUGGACGAGGCAGAAGCCGAUGAUGAUCAAGAAGACGUUGAAGCAGAGGAGCCUGUCGUUUCAGCAACGGCCAAGAAGUCCCGAAAAAGGACGCAGACUAAAGGGACAUCGAAACCAAUCAUCGAAGAAGAGGAGCGCAACAAUGACGGUACUCCUGUGGCUAGAGACGACUCUGAAGAUCUGCCAGGCAAUAUUCUCAACGAGACUCAUGGCAACAUCAUCGCCUCAGAGCUUGCUACGAAGCCAUUGCCGGAAACGUCGCCAACGAAAGCCAACCCUCCACCGGAAACUCCUCGUAAAUCUGCAACGCCUGCACCAAAGGGACCAGACAAGCACAGCCCGAUCAGCAGCGGGAAAGUGGCGUACCGAGUUGGCCUGAGCAAGAGGGCGAGAAUUGCGCCGUUGUUGAGGAUUGUACGGAAGUGA
Messenger RNA from Letharia columbiana, 2139 nucleotides. RefSeq lists its product as uncharacterized. Bases 1 to 2139 code for a protein of 712 amino acids. Lineage: Eukaryota; Fungi; Ascomycota; Lecanoromycetes; Lecanorales; Parmeliaceae. The transcript has 2 exons. The record is from RefSeq and is a predicted model, not a curated record.